This is a messenger RNA of Oncorhynchus tshawytscha (Chinook salmon), 1565 nucleotides long. RefSeq names its product von Willebrand factor A domain-containing protein 5A-like. The transcript is spliced from 13 exons. Lineage: Eukaryota; Metazoa; Chordata; Actinopteri; Salmoniformes; Salmonidae. The record is from RefSeq and is a predicted model, not a curated record.
CCCAUUCAGGUGCCAAAAUGGUGAACUGCUGUGGAUUGGUAACUGUCAAGAAUGAACCAGUGCCUCUGAAGAGUAUUGCUGUGGAGGUGAGUGUCCAGGGGCAUGUAGCCACUGUGAGCUCCACUCUGCAGUAUGAGAACCAGGAGGAGAGCCCUCUGGAGGCCAUCUUUGUUUUCCCUCUACCAGGAGAGGCUGCUGACUGCAGGUUCAGCGCCAAGAUAGGACAGACUGAGGUGGUGGCUGAGGUUCAGGAGAAACAGAAGGCGCGGGAGCAGUAUGAUGAUUUGUUGAGCUCGGGCCAGCAGGCCUUCCUAUUGGAGGAGAGUGAUGAGAGCCCGGAUGUGUUCAAGCUGAGUGUAGGUAGCCUGCCUCCAGGGGAGAAGGCCUCUGUCAGCCUGGACUAUGUGACAGAGCUGGCUGUACAGGCUGACGAUGGCCUGAGGCUCUGCCUUCCAGCUGUGCUCAACACCCGCUAUCAACCCCAGGGGUCAGACAAUGGCAGUGGUGGCAGUGCCCUGGUGUCCUCGGUGCCUGCUGGUUCUGUGCCUUACAGUCUGUCCCUCAGUGCCCAUGCGUCGUUCCCUCAUCCCAUCUGUAGAGUAGAGUCCAACUGUCCCUAGGACCCACUCAACUACCUCAACACAGAGAAAACCCAAACCACGGUCAGUCUGGCUGCAGGUCGUCAGUUUGCCCGGGACGUUGAGCUGUUGUUGUAUUACCAAGACACCCAUCAGCCUACUGCUAUAGUAGAGGCAGCGCAGACUUCUGCCAAGCCAGGCUCUCUGAUGGGCAACCCAGUGGUCAUGCUGAGCCUGUACCCAGAUUUCCCCAACGAUGUGAUGUCAUUGAUGACCUCACAUGCAGAGUUUCUGUUCAUUAUGGAUCGCUCUGGUAGCAUGUCAUGCCCCAUGCACAAUAGACCUGGGGCUCAGGACCGCAUAGGCAGUGCCAGGGACACUCUGCUGCUCUUGCUGAAAAGCCUGCCAAUGGGCUGCUACUUCAACAUCAUCAGCUUUGAGAACAUUUAUAACUCCUUCUUUCCUAAGAGUGUGGAGUAUAGCCAGAAGACAAUGGAUGAGGCUCUGGAGAAGGUGAAGGCAAUGAGGGCUGACCUCAGAGGUACAGAGAUCCUCCAGCCUUUAAAAGAUAUCUACAGCCAGCCCUGCCUCCCUGACCAGCCCAGACAGCUCUUCUUGUUCACUGACGGUGAGGUGGGGAACACCAAGGAAGUCCUGGAUCUGGUGAAGGCAAAUGCCGGCUCUCACAGGUGCUUCUCCUUUGGGAUUGGAGAGGGGGCCAGCUCUGCUCUCAUCUCUGGGGUGACCACUGCGGGAUCGGGGCACCACCAGUACAUCUUCUCCCUCCCUCCCUCCCUCCCUCCGGUGAUGCAGUCCCUCCGGUUUGCCCUGCAGCCGGCUGUGGUGGACAUCUCAGUCAAGUGGAAUGUCCCAAAGGGGGUGUCUGUCACCCCUUUGUCUCCACCAAUCAUAGUUCUCCUCCAGGGUCAAAGGGCACUGCUAUAUGCCCAGCUCACUGGGAAGAGCUCAGCAUCCAAUCAGGAGUGA